AUGUCAAACAAUUUAGACUUGAGCUCCACUUCCCCUUUCUCCCUUCAGAACCUGCAAAACCGCCCGGACCUCCAUCUCCAAAUCCCUCCGGAUUCCGAAGAUGACAACAACCAACACACACCUGGCUCCGGCAGCGGCAGCGGGGAUGUCGUUGGCCGCCGACCACGUGGUCGCCCUCCUGGUUCAAAGAACAAGCCCAAACCACCCGUCAUAAUAACUAGGGAAAGCGCCAACACCCUACGGGCUCACAUCCUUGAGAUAAGUAGCGGGUGUGAUGUCUUUGAGUCCAUCGCGAAUUACGCCAGGAAGCGUCAACGUGGGAUUUGUAUAGUCAGCGGCAGCGGGACAGUCAACAACGUGAGUCUUCGGCAGCCUGCAGCGGCCGGAUCUGUACUGACACUCCAUGGCCGGUUUGAGAUACUCUCUCUGUCUGGGUCCUUCUUGCCACCUCCGGCGCCGCCGGGUGCCACCAGCUUAACUAUAUACUUGGCGGGUGGGCAAGGACAGGUUGUCGGCGGGAAUGUUGUCGGAGCUCUAAUAGCUUCUGGGCCGGUGAUUGUCAUAGCAGCUUCUUUCACAAACGUGGCAUAUGAGAGGCUCCCUCUGGAUGAAGAAGAGGCAGCUGCUAGUAGUGGAGGCGGCGGAGACGUGAAUGGAGGCGUGAAUCACCCCUUUCCUGACCCCUCAUCCAUGGGUUUACCGUUUUUUAACUUGCCACUAAACAUGCCUAACGUUCAGUUACCCGUGGACGGUGGUGGUUGGUCGGGCAACAUGGCGAGCCGGCCACCGUUCUGACUACUUUUGACCAAGUUGAACUCUAUUCUUCAAGGAAAAAGGUCAGAUAAAUUCCAUGGAUCAUUAAUCAUGCUUCUCCAUCUUGUACAAUAACCUCUCCUCCUUUCUAUUUUUUUUCUUUUCAACCUAAGGGGAUUUCUUCUUCUCUUUUGAAUCCAUCUUAACUUACUGUUAGUUCUUAAAACGUGAAUUUAGAUCGAAUCCUCUUCAUCUUCAUGUUGUUUGUACGCUUGCUGUGUUUAUGAAGCUGUGUUAUCA
This is a messenger RNA of Cynara cardunculus var. scolymus (artichoke), 1053 nucleotides long. Its product is annotated as AT-hook motif nuclear-localized protein 23-like. Lineage: Eukaryota; Viridiplantae; Streptophyta; Magnoliopsida; Asterales; Asteraceae. The record is from RefSeq and is a predicted model, not a curated record. The transcript has a single exon. Gene Ontology annotation, cellular component: nucleus. The coding region runs from base 1 to 795 and encodes 264 amino acids. Gene Ontology annotation, molecular function: DNA-binding transcription factor activity; minor groove of adenine-thymine-rich DNA binding.